Molecule: messenger RNA, 1608 nt
Organism: Solanum verrucosum
Lineage: Eukaryota; Viridiplantae; Streptophyta; Magnoliopsida; Solanales; Solanaceae
Product: zinc finger protein WIP3-like
Exons: 2
Coding region: 4-984 (326 amino acids)
Biological process (GO): regulation of gene expression; anatomical structure development
Cellular component (GO): nucleus
Molecular function (GO): DNA-binding transcription factor activity
Source: RefSeq, a predicted model, not a curated record
AAGAUGGGAAUAAGAAAUAUUAACUUUCAUGUUCAUCAAGACAAUAUGGAUGUUUGCUUUGAUCAAACUCCAAAUUUCAUUGAAUGGUUAAAACCAUCAUCUAAUAAUUCUUCUCCUUCUUCUUCAUCUUCAUCCACCAUCAUUCAAUCAAAUCCCAUGACUACUUUCUUGAAACUUCCUCACCUAUACAAUCCACAAGAAAUUCAAUGUUUGCCUCUUCUAAGCAAAUUAACCGAUCCGAAAACGGAGAAGAAGGAGGAAGAUUAUCAAGUGAUGAAGGAAGAAAAUAUGGAGAAAGUUAGAGUGUCUUUGCAUAUAGGGCUUCCUGAUGUUGAUGAAACAAAGCCUUUUAGCAGCUACAAGAAGGAAGAAGAAAAUAAGGAGAAAAAUAGUACUAUUAUUAAUAAGGGUUGCAAUUUCAACAGUGAGAGUAGGUUUUGGAUCCCAACUCCAGCUCAAAUUCUUGUUGGUCCAAUGCAAUUUGCUUGUAAUAUAUGCAACAAGACCUUUAAUAGGUACAACAACAUGCAGAUGCACAUGUGGGGGCAUGGUUCUGAAUAUAGAAAAGGACCAGAAUCACUUAGAGGAACACAACCAGCAGCAAUGCUAAGGCUACCAUGCUAUUGUUGUGCUCAAGAGUGCAAGAACAACAUCAACCAUCCAAGGGCAAAACCAUUAAAAGAUUUUAGGACCCUUCAAACUCACUACAAGAGGAAACAUGGUACAAAAUCAUUUAGUUGUAGGAAAUGUGGCAAGACAUUUGCAGUUAAAGGAGAUUGGAGGACACAUGAGAAGAAUUGUGGGAAAUUAUGGUAUUGCAUUUGUGGUUCUGAUUUUAAGCACAAGAGGUCACUUAAAGAUCAUAUUAGGUCAUUUGGUAAAGGCCAUUCUCCUCACCCUUCACUUGAUGGAUUUCAAGAUAAGUAUUGCAUUAAUAGUAGUACUGGUGGAUCUAGUGAUGAUGAUGAUGAUGAAGUUAAUUGAGGAAUUUAUUAAAAUUAUUCUUCAAGAGUAAUUAAGAAUUUCUCCCUUGCUAAUUCAAAUGAAAUUCUUGACUACUCUUGGAGUUAACAUAAGUUGGAUAUGUUUACUGCGUUUGAGUUUUAUACAUCCUCAUCAGUAUAAAUACUUUUCACACCAUCCGGUCAUUCAAAUCUAAAAUAAGAUAUGUUACCUGCUACGACAGGUUAAAAUGACCUGAUUGUGUAAAAAUUGUUUACAUUGAAGAGUUAUGUUACUUUUUUUUUUUUUUCUCUUUUUUUUUUGUGUGUGUGUGUGUUUGAUGGAUGGUGCAGCCCUGGCAAUUGCUCAGCAACAAAAAAACCUCAGGAAGGGAGGGGUUUGUUGAGGAGCAUUAGCAUGGUGGUGAUCAUGAAUAAGUAGUAUUACUUAGAUAUAUAUGGUUUUAUAUAUUACUUUUUUUUUUUUACUAAUUUUGUGUAUUUUGUAACAAUAAGGGUGAUGACCUUAUAAAACAUUAAAGUACAUGAAGCAGGUGAAUUUUCUCCUUGGCUGUGCUACUUAGCUAAUAAGUUUAUUGGAGAAAAUUUAUCAGCUUCAUUGCUAACUUGUAAUGUUUCAUAGUGUAAUGAGUUGAGUUUAAUUGUG